Hibiscus syriacus is the source of this 745-nucleotide messenger RNA. RefSeq names its product protein LATERAL ORGAN BOUNDARIES-like. The record is from RefSeq and is a predicted model, not a curated record. The transcript has 2 exons. Lineage: Eukaryota; Viridiplantae; Streptophyta; Magnoliopsida; Malvales; Malvaceae. Bases 180 to 737 code for a protein of 185 amino acids.
UCCAAUUAGGGUUUCCCCCAUCCCUCUUUGGCAGCAGCAAUAAAAUCUUCUGGGGUUGUUUAGGUUUAUUUAUCAGCAGUUUUCCACUGCCCAAGGCUGCCCUUGUCUUGGUAGGAGAGCAAACCAACAUCCUCCUCAAACACACACAGCUCAUUCAUUUAAGGGGAAAAGCAGUGAAAAUGGCUUCUUCCAGCUCUUACAAUUCACCCUGUGCUGCCUGCAAAUUAUUGAGGAGGAAAUGCUUGCCGGGAUGCAUCUUUGCACCUUACUUUCCACCGGAGGAGCCCCAAAAAUUUGUGAAUGUUCACAAGAUCUUUGGAGCGAGCAACGUGACCAAGCUCCUCAACGAGCUCCUCCCUCACCAAAGAGAGGACGCGGUGAACUCCCUCGCCUAUGAAGCUGAGGCGAGAGUAAGAGAUCCAGUUUACGGUUGCGUUGGAGCCAUCACAUUCCUGCAGAGACAAGUCCAAAGGCUACAGAAAGAACUUGACACAGCUAAUGCCGACUUGAUCCGCUUCGCCUGCAACGACAUCCCCACAGCCUUGCCUCAAGCACCGGGGACAAGCUCAUUUCAACCCCUCACUCCCCGUACCAGGCUACCCGAGUUUAACAGAAGGAAUAUUGGCAAUGAAGGAGGAGGAUUCUAUCAGGUCCCCAGUGCUCUUCCUUAUUCUUUCCCUUGGAACGAUGCCUCUUCAGUUGAUAUCAACGAUGGAGGAGGAGAAGGCGGUAUGUAAACAGCCAA